UCCGGUCGUAUCUUACGUAUAUCCGCUUUCAAGAACAGAUUUCCUGCUCGUUUCUCAUUUUGCUUCCCCCCAUUUUUUGCUCGCUGGUCUUUUAGCUUCACUGUCGUCAGACUCGGUACUGCAGCCAUGCGGGUGUACAUGCUGUUCGCGGUGGCGGUGCUCUCCCUGAGCCCGGCGGCGGUGAGUGGAGCCGAGAAGAAGAAGCUGCAGAUCGGCAUCAAGAAGCGAGUGGACAACUGCCCCAUCAAAUCCCGCAAAGGAGACGUGCUGAAUAUGCACUACACCGGAAAGCUGGAGGACGGCACCGAAUUUGACAGUAGCAUUCCCCGCGACAGGCCUUUCACCUUCACCCUGGGCACCGGCCAGGUGAUCAAAGGCUGGGACCAGGGCCUGCUGGGCAUGUGCGAGGGCGAGAAGAGGAAGCUGGUCAUCCCCGCCGAGCUGGGCUACGGAGACCGGGGAGCCCCCCCAAAGAUCCCCGGCGGCGCGACGCUGAUAUUCGAAGUGGAGCUGCUGAGCAUCGAGAGGAGAUCCGAGCUCUGACGAAGAAGAAGGAGAGCUUUGAGAACGGUUCCAGGAGGUGCUGCGGCAUUAAGUGGAGACCAAGUGACACCUAAUGAAGAUUAAAAGGCAAAUGUGAGAGAAGAGUCUGCAAAGCUCCUGUUUUCCUUCUAGCAGUUUUGCUUUUUAUGCUCUGAUUCAUUGAAUUGAAACUGAGAAGAUGCAAGAACUGGCUGUUUGUACCAGCUAAGCUCUAGAGUGAGGGUUGACAGCAGCAGCUACGUCCUGUAUUUGACUGUGCUGUGCCGCCUCUUCAUCUCAUUUCAUUUUAAUUUUCUGUGAGCGGGUUUAUUCACAUCUGCACACCGUUUUUGUUAUUUGGGGAGUUUUGUUCAGAAAAUAAUUUAGUGUGAAGUGGGAGUUGGGUCAGACUAGGAUCAUUUUUUUUCACUGUAAGAAUUUGAAUUAUGUAAUAAAAUGUUUAUUAGUA
This is a messenger RNA of Pelmatolapia mariae (spotted tilapia), 991 nucleotides long. RefSeq names its product FKBP prolyl isomerase 2 (gene fkbp2). Gene Ontology annotation, molecular function: peptidyl-prolyl cis-trans isomerase activity. Bases 127 to 543 code for a protein of 138 amino acids. Lineage: Eukaryota; Metazoa; Chordata; Actinopteri; Cichliformes; Cichlidae. The record is from RefSeq and is a predicted model, not a curated record. Gene Ontology annotation, cellular component: endoplasmic reticulum. The transcript has 2 exons. Gene Ontology annotation, biological process: protein peptidyl-prolyl isomerization.